Messenger RNA from Mesocricetus auratus (golden hamster), 2766 nucleotides. RefSeq names its product calcium release activated channel regulator 2B (gene Cracr2b). Gene Ontology annotation, molecular function: calcium ion binding. The transcript is spliced from 9 exons. Lineage: Eukaryota; Metazoa; Chordata; Mammalia; Rodentia; Cricetidae. The record is from RefSeq and is a predicted model, not a curated record. Bases 1387 to 2568 code for a protein of 393 amino acids.
CACCCGCUGCCCUUCCUCUGGACUCCCUGGAGCCUGGCUGCAGUUCAGUUUCCGGCUCGGAUGGACCUCCCGUCCUGUAGAGCCCGGGGGCGGUUGGUGACUGUGCCUGGUUGAAGUGAGGGUAGCCGUCAAGGGGGCAAUGACUCCAGGUUGCCCUGUCAUGCUGCUUCCUCGUGUUUGCUUAUUGGAUUAUCGUCCCUCUCCUCCUCAAAUAUGGGUAGGGGGAAGAUAACCCUAAGGACUGUGAGAUAGUCUGGGUUGGUGUCACUGUGUGGCUUUGGGAAAUCAGGGGUUAGUACACUGUGGGGCAGACAGGGGACUCUGAUUAGAGGUGGGGUGUUCAUUCCAGGAGGUGAGAGGGAGGCUCCAGGGGAAGAGAAAACGACUAGAGGCUGUAUUAAACCAAGAUGUGGGGGUGUUUCCUACAGAAGCUGUCCAGUGCCCAGGGCUGGGGCCUUGCACCUGCACCCUUAAGGCCUUAUUGGAAGGUGGGAGGGACUGAUGGAGUUUACUCUCUGCUUGCCAGCUGUCAGAGGGCCAGGGUAUCACAGGCUCAGUCCCGAGGCUAGGGACUUGGUCAGAAGUGAUUCAGCCCUCUUCCUUAAGCAAGAUCUCCCAAGUCCAGGAUGUGGCAGACUCUUCACACUCUGGCCCUCUUUCACUACAAAAUCUCUCUCUUGGCUGCCAAGAGUUGGUCACCUGUUUUUACAAGUCUUCUGUGGUGGUAAAGUCACACUCUCACUUUCUUCCUCUUCUUCUUGUUUUUUAGAGAAAGGGGUUCUUUGUGUAACAGCUGUUCUGGAACUCACUCUAUAGACUAUGCUGGCCUUGAACUCAAGAGAUCUGCCUGUCUCUCCCUCCCGAGUGCUGGGGUUAAGGCUUGCCCCACUAUAUCUGGUUUCAUUUUCUCUUUUUCUUUUAUCUUUCAUUCUUUCUUUUUUUUUUUUUUGAGGUACGAUCUCACUAUGUAGCUUUACAUGUCUUGGAACAGAUAUCUGCCUAACUUUGCCUCCAGAGUGCUGGGAUGAAAAGUGUAUGCCACUUCAGGACAGCCAGGACUGUUACACAGAAACCCUGUCUCCAAAAAAAAAAAAAAAAAAAAAAAGUAUAAGCCACCAUAUUCAGCUAACCCUCACUUCUCCAACUGGCUCCAUCCAGGGAUUCAGGCUUUCCCCAGAAUUUCUACUUCCUGAGUCUGCCUCAUCCCAUCCCAGUGGCCACGGACCAUCCCUGUCCCAAUGCCUUGCCUUCUGUUCACUUUCCUACUUGGUGCAAGGAGGCCCCAAGCCCUCUGUCUUCACCCUCUGACACACCUUCAUCCUUCCUCCCCUUUCUUCUGACCUUCCCUUGGCUUCUCAGUACCUACUAGAACCAAGAAUUGCUCCUAUGGCCAGCCCUGGGCAGCCUGGGCCUGGGGAGGGCCAGGAGGAAGAGGAGACAAAGGGAAUCUCGGCAGGACAUGGUGCCGAGGUGCUGCAGCAGGCCCAGGAGCUCUUUCUACUGUGUGACAAGGAUGCUAAGGGCUUCAUCACUAGGCAGGACUUGCAGGGCCUGCAGAGUGACCUUCCCCUAACUCCUGAGCAGCUGGAGGCUGUGUUCGAAAGUCUGGACCAGGCCCACACUGGCUUCCUCACAGCCCGGGAGUUCUGUCUAGGCCUGGGAAAGUUUGUGGGGGUGGAGUCGGCCCAAGGUGGGUCCUCCUUGAGGACUCCUGAGGAAACCUUUGAGUCAAGCACAGGAGGCUCUCUGGAGGAGGACGACGAUGCUGAGACAUUCUGCACUUCCUUAGAGAAGCUGGGAGUGGCCCGGGUCCUGGGCGAGCAAUGGGCUGUGAGGACACUCUGGGUUCGGCUGCAGCGCGAGCGACCCGAGCUGUUGGGCUCUCUGGAGGAAGUUUUGAUGCGCGCGUCGGCCUGCCUGGAGGCUGCAGCCCGGGAACGCGACGGUUUGGAGCAGGCACUGCGGCGGCGGGAGAGUGAGCACGAGAGGGAGGUGCGCGGACUCUACGAAGAGCUGGAGCAGCAGAUGUGGGAGCAGCGACACCGCGGCCAGAGCCAGAAACUGUCCCGGGAGGAACAGAGGGGCCACCUGGAGCUGGAGCUGCAGACCCGCGAGCAGGAGCUGGAGCGCGCAGGCCUGCGGCAGCGGGAGCUGGAGCAGCAGCUGCAGGUCAGGACUGCAGAACAACUAGAGACACAGGCCCAGCACACCCAGCUGCGUAGGGCCUACGAGGUGCUAAGGGCACAGCUGGACCAGGCGCUAGAGCAGCUCAGCCGAUUGGAGGGCGAAGCACAGGGUCGUCAGGAGCAAACCCAAAGAGAUGUGGUUGCUGUCUCCAGGAACAUGCAGAAGGAGAAACUCAGCCUCCUAAGGCAGCUGGAGCUGCUGAGGGAACUGAAUCUGCGACUUCGAGACGAGAGGGAUGCCUGUGAGACUAAGCUGCUGGGCAGUAGCCACAGGAAGGCUCUAGCUAUUGCCCACAAGCCUGGACCCACCUACUGCUGCUGCUGCUGUGGCUGGGCUCGGCCCCCGAGACGAGGCUCUGGCCAUCUUCCCAGUGCCCGAUGACCAGCCCCAAAACACUCACCAGACCUUCCUUAUCUAGAAGGGGACUGGUUGUGGGUGGCAGUUGCCUGAUAGGUAUGUGGCUCUAGCCAGAAAGCAUCACCUGCCUGGAGGAACUGAGCUCUGAAUGGUCAAAGUCUUCAGUUUCCACGCUGUCUUCGUCUCUGUUUAGCUGACCAAUAAAGGCCACUGGCCACUGUG